This is a messenger RNA of Portunus trituberculatus (swimming crab), 3546 nucleotides long. Its product is annotated as bestrophin-2-like. Bases 270 to 1769 code for a protein of 499 amino acids. The transcript is spliced from 10 exons. Lineage: Eukaryota; Metazoa; Arthropoda; Malacostraca; Decapoda; Portunidae. The record is from RefSeq and is a predicted model, not a curated record. Gene Ontology annotation, molecular function: chloride channel activity.
CUCACGCCGUUACCACGCACUUUCCCGAGGCUCCACACUGAUCUGGCCUCGUCCCGCCCAUCGCACCUGCUCGCCUCCACCGCCUCCUCCACAUCAGAGAAGCGCGUGUGAGGCGUCCUGGAGUUUUAGGUUCACUCGAAUUGGAAGUAAAGGGACCUAGUGCAUAUUUUCCGUGAGAUCACUACCACCACCACCACCACUACAAGACUACUACUACUACUACUACUACUACUACUACUACUACUAUUGGUGGUGGUGUUGGUGAUACAAUGACGGUCACUUACACCACCAAAGUCUCCAACACCAGUUUCUGCGGAUUUUCCAAGCUUCUGUUCAGAUGGCGUGGGAGUGUCUUCAAGUUACUCGCCGCUGACCUCCUUGUUUACUUCUUGCUCUAUUUCUCUGUGGCAGCCAUCUACAGGUUCGCCUUACGGGAGAAUGAGAAAAGAGUGUUUGAGAAGAUCGCCAUAACGUGUGAGUACUUCCGUAACGUGUUCCCGAUCUCCUUCGUGCUGGGUUUCUACGUGACAAUCGUGGUGCAGCGGUGGUGGGAGCAGUACAUGUUGAUCCCAUGGCCAGACACAGUGUGCAUCAUGGCCGCCACCUAUAUAGAGGGCCAGGACGAGCGAGGCAGGAUGUUGCGCCGCUCCUUCGCUCGCUACAUCAACCUCGCCUUCGCCCUCGCCUUCUCUAGGAUAUCGCCCAGGGUAGCAAGGCGCCUCUCCACCUACCAGAAGUACAUUGACGCAGGCUACAUGACACAGGAUGAGAGAGUGAUCUUUGAAAUGAUGGACGCCUGUUCACAACACCACAAGAUCUGGAUGCCUCUGGUCUGGGCGUCCUUCAUCGUGCGGCAGGCGAGGCGGGAGGGUCGCUGCCCAGACGACCACGGACAGAAGGCGGUGGUCACGGAGAUCACUAACUUGAGGUACAACUGUGGGAAGCUUCAAGAGUACCAUACCAUGAGUGUUCCUCUCGUCUAUACGCAGGUGGUCACGCUCGCCACUUACUCCUACUUCGCCUUCUCCAUACUCGGCCGGCAGUUCUUGGACCCGGCGCAGGGCUAUGAGAACCACUCCGUUGACUUCUACGUGCCAAUCUUCACGCUCUUCCAGUUUGUGUUCUACGUCGGCUGGCUCAAAGUGGCCGAGUCUCUUCUUAACCCCUUUGGUGAUGAUGAUGACGAUUUUGAGACCACUGAGUUCCUGGAUCGACACUUGGAGGUGUCCUACAUGAUCGUGGACAACAUGCACAAGCUCUACCCUGACGUGCUGCACCCGCCAGGCUCCAAGGAUCUCGCAGCGCCUCUCAACAACGUACUGGCCCGCCCCCGACCUGUAGAUUCCCCACCCAGCAAGGCAGCGUCACUCAGCGGGCAGUCGGAGGGAGAAAAGUCGCCUGUGGUUAAGUACUGCACGGAAUUAGUGGACGGCCUGGUUCCCCGAAGUGUUCAGCUACCGAGCAGCCCUUCCUCGUCCCUUCCAAGGACAUCCAAGUCACCGUCCACACCCCCUUAUAAACAAGUGAGCAUCGUCCUGCAAGGCGGCACUGCGGCUGGGAGCGAGCCAACACCCACUGCUAAGCUUGUCUCUUUCACGCCCUCUCCCAUUCACCACCCCGCCACUACCACCACCACCGCCACAACUGCCACCACCACCACGGACACCUCCCCAGCAGAGCCCCAGCACAAGCAGCAGAGUAGCACCACACAUGACAGUACCACGAAGGCUAAGAUUCGUCAGUACACCAACCCAGGCUUUCUCAAAUGACGUGCUGGAGGAGGAGGACGUGCGGAGGUGUUAAUUCUUGGAUUCUUGUGGUAGUGAAGUGUUCUCGUAGUGUAGGUGUAGCUUCGUUCGUGUGUCUUUAACCCCUUCAGUAAAGGAAUGCAUUUUUUACCAUGAGUUUUGGGGUGAGAUUAGACGAUUUUAUUGACAUUAGAAAAGGUCUAUGGAGGUCAGAAGAUUAAUGGCCAGAGUUUUCACUAUUUUAACCCCCACAUGAGUUUCUGAAGCUGUAUAAAAUCACCAAAUAGUAAUCAGAAUGAAAGGAAAAACGUGUCAUGGUACUGAAGGGGUUAAUUGCUAGUGAAAUGAAAGAAGGAAUGAAGGAAGUGGGAUGGCUGGCUGUUUCGUUGUUGGGUUCUUAGGGAAAAGUAAUGCGAGGCUAUCUAUAUAUAAAAGAUGGUGUAGUUUUGCAUUUAUAUAGUUUGUCUCAAGCCCUUUAUUACUGGGACGCAUUUCUACCUUGAGUUUUGUGUGAUUAGACGAUUUUAUUCACAUUAGGAAGGGUCUAUGGAGGCCAGAAGGUUAAUGGCCAGAGUUUUCACUAUUUUAACCCCCACAUAAGUUUCUGAAGCUGUAUAAAAUCGCCAAACAGUAAGCAGAAAUAUGGAAACGCAUCAUGGUACUGCCCUUGUUGAUAUAUUGAGAGGUACCCAAGGAAAAGCGAUGUGAAGAACGAUACCUUACUGACACACUCAUUUGCUGUGUUGUGUCCCGUGUUGAGAAGGUCGAGGCUGUAGCUUCACCUAGAAUGCAUGUGAGAAGAGUGAAGGUGCAAGGUGGCGACGCGGAAGUGUUUCAGAAAGCGGGCCAGUAAUGCUCGAGAUGCUCCGACUCGCAGAGAAAUCAAAGAGGUUAUCUCAAUCAAAAACAGAACGGUGCAAAAGCUUUAAGUCUGAAUAGGAGUAGUUUAAUGGACCCCUUCAGUACUGAGAUGCAUUUUUACCUUCUUUUUUCGGGUAUGAUUAGACGUUUUGAUUUACAUUACGAAGAGUAUAUGGAGGUCAGAAGAUUAAUGGACAGAGGCGUCACUGAUUUUCAUCCCCCACAGAAGUUUCUGAAGCUGUAUAGAAUUACUAAAUACCAACCAGAAUGAAUAGGAAAAUGCGUCUGGUAUUGAAAUGGUUAAUAGUUUACUUAGUUAUCCUUGCUGGCAGAAUACAGUACUACUAAUUCGUAAGCUGGCGUUCUUGUUGUCACGGUUCGCCAUAUAGGACGCUUGUAUAGACAGAGAGUGGGGCAAUUAAAUAUGAAUACGAUUACUAAUUACGAAGGCAAGUCAAUAAGGGAAGCCGUGACAACUGAGAUAGCUAAGAGCGUGGCAGUUAUAUGUGAAUACGAGUACUACUUAAGAAGGUAAGUCAAUAAGGGAAGAUGCCACAACCCGUCAGAUCUUUGCGUGGCAGUCCCUCUUUGUAUAAUAUUCAAAUAUCAAAACAUGUAUUGCAGUGUAUGAGAGAGAGAGAGAGAGAGAGAGAGAGAGAGAGAGAGAGAGAGAGAGAGAGAGAGAGAGAGAGAGAGAGAGAGAGAGAGAGAGAGAGAGAGAGAGAGAGAGAGAGAGAGAGAGAGAGAGAGAGAGCCAAUGUUUCAAAUAGCAAUCUUAAGACUUAUGUAUUACCAAUAUCAAGUUUUCCGUCAAUAUUAAAUAUUUUUCGUCGAGUAUGUUACGAUAAAUACCUAAUGUCAUUAUUCUUAAGGUGUGUACCAGUACGCACACUACAUAAUACUGUUACUGAGGUGGAAAUAAACUAUGGUACCAAGA